Lymnaea stagnalis (great pond snail) is the source of this 3712-nucleotide messenger RNA. The record is from the annotation of a GenBank genome assembly. NCBI's taxonomy places the organism in Eukaryota, Metazoa, Mollusca, Gastropoda, Lymnaeidae.
UCACACGAUGAAAGUUUCAUGUCAUACGGGGCAAAAUCUUUAGAAAUAGAUUAUCAUCCGCGUUGAAAGUCUUAUCUAUGGGAUUUGGUUAUAUAUACUGGCCUAAAAUCUGGGACUGGUUACAAUUAUUGCAUUUGCCUUCUCUAUGUCAUUGUACUUGGAGCUAUACUUCAUAUUUGGCACACGCAAUGUCUUCGCCAGUUGGUAUUAUGGUAGUCCUGUCGAUCAUGGUCAUAUUAGGACACAGUGCCCCAUGUAAGCAAGUUAUUGUUUGUGAUAAAUGUUCUUGUCGUUUUUUUUUUCUAUCAAAACCAGAAGUCGUUAGCACGACUGCAAUGCAAUAUAUGUUUAUGUUAAGUUCAUGGUAGGUAUCUUGUUCUAUUAAAUAUCCAUUUUAUUAAAACAUUCCAGCUGUCUUAUUCUAUCUAAAUAUAAAUUUUGCUUAAAACAUGCCAGCUGUCUCAUUCUAUCUAAAUAUAAAUUUAGCUUAAAACAUGCCAGCUGUCUUGUUCUAUCUAAAUAUAAAUUUAGCUUAAAUCAUGCCAGCUGUCUUAUUCUAUCUAAAUAUAAUUUAGCUUAAAGCAUGCCAGCUGUUUUGUUCUAUCUAAACAAAAAUUUAGCUUAAAACAUGCAAGCUGUCUUGUUCUAUCUAAAUAUAAAUUUAGCUUAAAACAUGCAAGCUGUCUUAUUCUAUCUCAUCAUAAAUUUGGCUUAAAACAUGCCAGCUGUCAAGUUCUAUCUAAAUAUAAAUUUUGCUUAAAUCGUCCAAUCUUUAUGAUGAUUGAAAUAACUGCAAUCGAUUAUUGUAUUUUUUACCCUUACAAUUAAAUUUAUUAAAUUCUAAGUGACAGGGACAUUUUUGUGUGUGUGUUUUAAGUGGACUUUCUGACCUCUCCUAUGACGUGAUUGCUUCAAUUGUCUAUGAAGUAUAUCCGCAUAAAAAUGUGUUAAGCUAUUUUGCAUUUGAUUUCAAUAUUGAUACAAGAUCAUUAGUAACUCGUUCAAGUUAUUUGACAAUUUAAAUGAUUGACUUAAAUAUGGAAAAAAAUUAAAUGUUAACUCUUAAUAGUCAUUUUAAAAUUUAAUAAUUGUCUUUAACAGAAAUUAAAAUCAUAGCAGACUAAUGGCACAAUGUCUUUUGUUCCGGCUGGUAACUUGAUUGAAAGUAUUUAAAUGCCUUAAUUUUUUUUUUUUUUAUAGAAUGAUGCACGUAACACAUACAAGUCUUUAACAAUUAGAUUGGUACAUUUUCAUUCGGGCUGAAUUGUUGAUAAGUUAUUUGUUUCACUUCAAUGAGAUGUUCUUUUUUGGUCAGCAUUUUAACGUUAUUUUCAAAAAAAAAAAUAAAGUGUUGAGUUGUGUGAUGAUGUGUUAGUUUAUAAUCGUAUUUAAUAAGACAAAAUAAAUACAUCCAGCCUUAUAGAAAUUAUGUCUUAAAAAUCUAAUUAGUAAACCAUGGGCUAACCAUAAAACUACUUGAAACUAUUUCAUUAAAGUUGACUCCUUGACCCACAUGUGUUCCUAUUGCUAGUGUAGCAUAAAAAUAUGUGGGUAAACAAGUUGAUCACUUGACCUACAUGUGUUCCUAUUGCUAGUGUAGCAUAUACAUAUGUGGGUAAACAAGUUGAUCACUUGACCUACAUGUGUUCCUAUUGCUAGUGUAGCAUAUAAAUAAGUGGGGUAAACAAGUUGAUCACUUGACCCACAUGUGUUCCUAUUGCUAGUGUAGCAUAUAAAUAUGUGGGUAAACAAGUUGAUCACUUGACCCACAUGUGUUCCUAUUGCUAGUGUAGCAUAUAAAUAUGUGGGUAAACAAGUUGAUCACUUGACCCACAUGUGUUCCCAUUUCUCUUAACGUGUCCUGAAAUAUCUGUUUCAACCACAGUUGACCCGGCUGUCGACUGUAGCGGUGGCGUCAUGUGCCUGGCCGUCUACAGACCCGUCUGCGGCUCUGACGGGAACACGUACAGCAACGCGUGUGAGUUGGGGGCAGCCAACUGCGCCAGCACCAAGGACGAAUGGAUAACAGUUGUUAGUCAAGGAGCCUGUGGGAAGUCGCUAUCUGAAGUCUGAAACUCAAAAUAAUGACGGUCUCGUACCAUGAACUGGUCGGUAACUUGAUAGACUUUGUGGAUUGUUUCCUACUGACUGUCGUACCGACUAACAAGCUACAAUUAAAAUAAAUUAAAAUAAAAAAAGGACAUAAAGUAUACUCUAAUAAUUUCUACUUUUUAUAAUUAAAAAAAAAAAAAUGUUAAGGAAAUUCAAAAAAUUGUACUAUUUUCCCAUAUGAGUAAAUAUUUAAUUGAAAGAAAAGAAGGGUCCUGAAAGAUUGAUUUCAAUUUGUUAACCCCGGAAACAAACUGCUAAGAUUGUAUAUGAAUUAGUGUAUAUGUAAGGAUUAGAGCAAAUGUAAGUUUGAGGGUGAAUGUAAUACUAUAAGGAUAAAUGUAAGUAUAAGGAUAAAUGUAAGGUUGAUGGUUAAUAUAAGGAUGAGGAUAAAUUUAAGGAUGAAAAUAAAUGUAAGGAUGAGGUUAAAAGUAAGGAAGAGGAUAUAUGUAAGGAUGAGGGUUAAUAUAAGGAUUAAUGUAAAUGUAAGGAUGGGGAUAAAUGUAAGGAUGAGGAUAAAUGAAAGGAUACAAUUAAAUGUAAGGAUGGAGGUAAAUUGAAAGAAUUAUGAUAAAUGUAAGAAUGAGAGUAAAUGUAAAGAGUAUGGCUAAUGUAAGGAUGACGAUAAAUAUAAGAAUGAUGAUAAAUGUAAAGAUGCGGAUCAUGUAAGUAUGAUGAUAAAUGUAAGGUUGAGGAUAAAUGUAAGCAAGAGAGUUAAUGUAUGAUCGAGGUUUAAUGUAAAGAUGAGUACAAACGUAAGGAUGAGGGGGAAUGUUAGGAUGCUAGUUAAUAUAAGUGUAAUGGUAAAUGUAAGGUAAUCGAUCAAUUUGAGGAUGAAGAUAAAUGUAAGGAUGAGAGUAAAUUUUAGGUUUAGGGUGAAAAUGAGGACGAGGAUAAAUAUAAGGAUAAGAGUAAAUUUUAGGUUUAGGGUGAAUAUGAGGACGAGGACAAAUAUAAGGAUAAGAGUAAAUUUUAGGUUAAGGGUGAAUUUGAGGAUGAGGAUAAAUGUGAGGAAGAUGGUGAGUGUACUGAUGACCGUUUCUAGAACAACGUUUUGUAUUGAGUGGUACAUGAAAGGCAUACAAAUGAUAUAGUUGAAUGAAUGCAUGCCUUCAAAUCUAACUCAAGAAUUUCCCUAACACAACACGUAGAUGCAUGUAUGUCUGGUUUAGUUUUAGCCUUUUAAUAUGUUUAAAUUAUGGGAGUACUUAAAAAAAAAAACACACUCUUAAUUUAAGACUUUGAAUGUCACAAACUGCAUUGGUUUAUGAAUGACAGCUUAGUCAAACAUAAAACACGACAAAGCAAUGAACGUAAAAAAACUAUAAUAUAAGUGGGGAAAAUGCAGACUCUUAAUUUGAACUUUUGACUCAUCUUCUGGUUCAAAGGUCAAAAUCCCCCUUAAAAUCCCAAGUGAAUUGGGUCAUUUCUCUUCAGCAGAAUCCCUGCGUACUUGACACACACAAGAAAGGGAAGUAAAUAAUACAUUUAAACAAUAUUGUCCAAGAUCCCAAACGACUCAGCAGUUGGCGGACACCUGGACAUAUUGAAUGGUCGUUUACGCCAUCCAAUCCCUCAAUAAUUUCUUUCAGCAAUCUCGCGG